Molecule: messenger RNA, 2623 nt
Organism: Styela clava
Lineage: Eukaryota; Metazoa; Chordata; Ascidiacea; Stolidobranchia; Styelidae
Source: RefSeq, a predicted model, not a curated record
AGGCUGUGUUGGUUGUAUGUUAAUCUGACUGUUUCUGUUGACUGAGGAGUCAUCCGUAAUAAAUGCUUGAUGAAUAAUAUAUAAAGCCUCUUAUAUAUGCCUUAUGUGUUUGGCUAGACAACACAUGACAUGGUGUCAGAAGUGAAAAGUUCUCAGAACGCCGAGAAAAUCUAACGUUGCAUAGCGUCAGAUUCGUCAGGACAUUUUUACAUUCACGUUUAUUGUGCUUCGCCAACACAAGAUUGUGUUAUUGAAGAUUGUAAAAAGCUUCCCUGAUAAAUAACUGUUCAACAUGGAUCAUUUCAAUGCACCUGGUACCGUAAUCUUGAUAUUCACCAAGGUAAUUUGGCUGAAACUGGCGUCGAUUUAAACAGAGUUUUGACGUAUAUUUGAUUGCUGUAGAGAAGAAUAACAAACCUGAUGCUGCCAAAGUUGCCAUGUUAUUAAAUUUUGCUGGUGAAGAUGCUUUAGAACUAUAUGAAAAUUUUACCUAUGCUGAAGAUGAUGAUAAACAGUUGAACAAUUUGAAAACUAUUUUAAUCCACAAAAAAGUAUAUUGUUUAAAAGAUUUAAAUUCUGGGAAUACAAGCAAAAAAAGACUGAAACUGUUGAUGAAUAUGCAACAAGAUUGAGAACACAAGUCAAACAAUGCCAAUUUGUAGCACCACAGAAUAUGGUGAGAGAUAAAUUUGUGCUUGGUUUAAGUGACAAUUCUGUCAAAGAAAGAUUGUUGAGAGAAAAAGAUCCAACAAUCACGAAAGCUCUUGAAAUAGCACGCACAGUAGAAACUUCAAAAGCGCAAAUCGAUGCAAUGAAAAAUACUUCGAAUGCAUGCGAUACAAAUAUGUUCAAGAAAGAAGAAAAUUCAGAGAUUAACAAUCUGCAGAAAUCAAGAAAUAUAAAAAAGCAGACACAGAAGUCAAGAUCUUAUGGAAAAAGAACAUGUCAGUACUGUGGAAGAUUUCAUGCUCCAAGAUCAUGUUCAGCAUUUGGUAAAAGAUGCAACUAUUGCAAGAAAAUAGGACAUUUUGAAUCUGUAUGCAGACUCAAGUCAAGGAGGCCUGGAGGAAAUAAAGAUGUUUGUACCUUACAAAGACAUGCAAAGACUAACAAUGCUGAUAAUAGUGAAGACAGAACACCAACAUUGUACUGCCUGAAUGAUGUAAAUUCAUUAAAUGAUAAAGAUAGUUGGCAUGUUGAUGUCAAAAUUCUAGACAAAUCAGUCAAUUUCAAAAUUGACACUGGUGCUGAUUGCAAUGUUAUAUCUGAGAGAAUUUUUGAUCAGUUGAAAGUCAAAAAUUUGAAAAUACAUCCUACAAGCAUAAUAUUGAAAAUGUUUGAUGGCAGAAAAAUCAAACCUAAAUGUAAAAUAUGUGUACCUUGUGAACACAAAGGCUUCCCAAAACAUAUUGAUAUAAUGAUAGUCAAACAGGAUGUACCAUCAGUACUUGGUUUGAAUGCAUGUAUAAGUUUGAAUCUUAUAAAGAGAAUUGAUAAUUUACAAAAUUGUAAUAAUGUUGAAGAUGCAUUCUCUAAUAUUUUUGAUGGCCUGGGAGUCAUUGACAAUUUUGUUCAUAAAAUUCAGCUUAAAACUGAUGUAAAAGCCAUAAUAAAUCCACCUCGUAGAGUACCUGUUGCUCUAAGAGAGUUGCUCAAAGCUGAAUUGAAUCGUUUGGAAGAUUUGAAUGUUAUUGAAAAAAUUACUGAACCUACAGAAUGGGUCAAUAGUCUAGUAAUUGUAAAAAAGAAGAAUAAUGCUUUACGAAUUUGCCUUGAUCCUUUGCAUUUGAAUCGUGCUAUAAAACGGGAACAUUUUCCAAUGCAAACCAUUGAAGAUAUUAUGACUAGAAUGUCUAAUGCCAAAUAUCUUUCUGUACUUGAUGCUAAUCAUGGUUUCUGGCAAAUUAAGUUAGAUGAUGACAGUGCAAAAUUAUGCACAUUUAACACAAUUUUUGGGAGAUAUUUUUUCAAACGACUACCCAUGGGUAUUUCUAGUACUAGUGAAGUUUUUCAGAGAAUUAUGACCCAAAUAUUUGAAAAUAUUGAAGGUGUUGAAGUAAUUAUUGAUGAUAUACUAGUGUGGGGCAGUACACUAGAGGAACAUGACCAACGGUUGUCUAUUGUUCUUGAAAAGAUCAGACAAAGCAAUUUGAAAUUGAAUCGUGAUAAAUGUAAAUUUCGUUUGGCUAGACAACACAUGACAGUAUGAAACGCAGAGAUGUUUUUCUUAAACUAUCUAUGAAAAAGUCUGUUGUAAUACUUCGCCAAGAAACACAUUGUACUGCAGAUGCUGAACUAAAAUGGAGUAGAGAAUUAAAAUAAGGUAACAGCAUAUAGAACAACGGUGAUUAAAAUUCAAAAAGUGUUGCUAUAUUGCUAAAGUUAAAGCUAGCAAGUUUUUCAUUUUAUAAUAUCUUAUUUGAUAAAGAUGGAAGAGUUCUCACUUCAGAUAUAAAGAGGCUAUUCAUGGAGAAAAGAUUCAUUUAGUGAACAUAUAUGCUCAUUGUCGGACAAACAUUAUCAUACAAGAAUGUUUUUAUAAUAGCAUCUAUAGUUUCCUAUACUCUCAUCAAACCGUGAUUUUAGGCGGUGAUAUGAACUGUGUUCAUGAUAUAGACAAAGA